AUGUACAUCCACUUCCUGUUGGUUCAGUCCAAAUUGCAGAACAUCAAGCUGAGUGUGUGUAAUCUGUCAGAGAGAAGCUGUGCAGCUCUGGCCUCAGUUCUCUGCUCCCAGUCCUCUAGUGUGAGAGAGCUGGACCUGAGUGACAACCAGCUGCAGGAUUCAGGAGUGAAGCUGCUCUCUGCUGGACUGGAGAGUCCACACUGUAGACUGGAGACUGUCAGGCUGUCAGGCUGUCUGCUCACACAGGAAGGCUGUGCUUCUCUGGCCUCAGCUCUGAGCUCCAACCCCUCCCAUCUGAGAGAGCUGGACCUGAGCUACAAUCAUCCAGGAGACUCAGGAGUGAAGCUUCUCUCUGCUGGACUGGAGGAUCCAACCUGGAGACUGGAGGCUCUCAGGGUGGACCAUGGUGGAGAGCAGUGGUUGAAACCAGGUCUGAGGAAGUAUUCCUGUGAACUCAAACUGGACACAAACACAACUCACAGAGAACUCGUCCUGUCUGAGGACAACAGGAAGGUGACAGCAGUGACAGAGGAACAGCCAUAUCCUGAUCACCCAGAGAGGUUUGACUCCUGGAGGCAGAUCCUGUGUAGUGAUGGUCUGACUGGUCGCUGCUACUGGGAGGUUGAGAGGGAAGGAGGUGUUUCUAUGGCAGUGACUUACAGAGGAAUCAGCAGGAAAGGAAACAGAGAUGACUGUGUUCUUGGAUAUAAUGACAAGUCAUGGAGUCUUUACUGCUCUGAAGAUGGUUUCUCUGUCAGACACAAUAACAGAACAAAAGUCAUCCCUGUUCGUCCUUCCUCUAACAGAGUGGCAGUGUAUCUGGACUGGCCUGCUGGCUCUCUGUCCUUCUACAGCGUCUCCUCUGACACACUGAUCCACCUCCACACCUUCAACAGCACUUUCACUGAGCCUCUGUACCUGGGGUUUAGGAUUAGGUUUGGGCCCGAUUCCUCAGUGUCUCUGUGUGACAUUUGAGGGGUGAGAGUUUAUUAAAAUGAUAUAAUAAAC
Messenger RNA from Myripristis murdjan (pinecone soldierfish), 1008 nucleotides. Its product is annotated as neoverrucotoxin subunit beta-like. NCBI's taxonomy places the organism in Eukaryota, Metazoa, Chordata, Actinopteri, Holocentriformes, Holocentridae. Bases 1 to 975 code for a protein of 324 amino acids. Gene Ontology annotation, molecular function: protein binding. The transcript is spliced from 5 exons. The record is from RefSeq and is a predicted model, not a curated record.